Molecule: messenger RNA, 1950 nt
Organism: Ziziphus jujuba (common jujube)
Lineage: Eukaryota; Viridiplantae; Streptophyta; Magnoliopsida; Rosales; Rhamnaceae
Product: protein NODULATION SIGNALING PATHWAY 2
Exons: 1
Coding region: 161-1750 (529 amino acids)
Biological process (GO): regulation of DNA-templated transcription
Cellular component (GO): nucleus
Molecular function (GO): DNA-binding transcription factor activity; sequence-specific DNA binding
Source: RefSeq, a predicted model, not a curated record
UCAUAAUAAUAACACCAAUUUUCACUCAACCUUAGGAGCCAUUCUCUGCUGUCUUUGUGUCUCUUGCUCCAACACUUUUCCUCCAAACUCUCUUUUUAUAUUUUCUCACUUCCCAAACACCCACCUUAAUCAAAACCCCAAAAAACAACCUCACCCUUGUAUGAAUCUUGUGACCUCUGCUACGGCAAUGGCCAUGGCCAUAGACGACGCCCUUGAACUCGACUUAUCCAGCUACAGCACCACCACCACCACCACCACCACCACUACCACCGGCGGUGCCAUCACCACCACCACCACCACCACCACAAGUUCGCCGGAAUACGACCACGGAUGCAACUGGAACGACUGGUCUCCGGUCGUCGACUGGGACGCCCUCUCAGGUGGCCACGACGACUUCCGCGACCUCAUCGAAUCAAUGAUGGACGAGGAUGGAGAGCUGAACUCCGUGAGGGUAGUUCAAGAAGCUUGCAUCAGCAACUCCACGUCCUCCUCCACCACCGACACGAUCAGGACCGUGGAUGACGAAUCCAACGGCCAGGAUUCCAAGGGGCUUAGGCUCGUCCACCUCCUUAUGGCGGCUGCUGAGGCGCUCACCGGCCCUAACAAGAGCCGGGAUCUGGCUCGUGUGAUAUUGGUUCGGCUCAAAGAGUUGGUUUCUCCAACCGACGGCACUAACAUGGAGAGGCUGGCUGCGUAUUUUACCGAUGCUCUCCAGGGUUUGCUAGAAGGUACCGGGGGUGCUCACGGUAAUAGUAAUAACAAUAAGCAUUUCAUCACCAAUGGACCCCACCACCACCAUCACCAUCAUCGGGAUGAACAUCAUCAGACGGACGUGAUCGCGGCGUUCCAGCUUCUCCAGGACAUGUCACCGUACGUUAAGUUCGGCCAAUUCACCGCCAAUCAAGCUAUCCUUGAGGCCGUGAUUCAGGACAAGCGAAUCCACAUAGUGGACUAUGAUAUCAUGGAAGGGAUCCAAUGGGCUUCGUUGAUGCAGGCCCUCGUGUCCAGGAAAGACGGCCCACCGACCCCACACCUUAGGAUCACGGCGUUGUCACGAGGAGGGAGCGGUCGGAGAUCGAUCGGGACCUGUCAGGAAACGGGACGUCGUUUGGUGGCGUUCGCGGCUUCGAUCGGUCAGCCAUUUUCGUUUCAUCAAUGUAGGUUGGACUCCGACGAGUCGUUUCGACCCUCCGCUCUCAAGUUGGUCAAAGGAGAAGCGUUGAUCGUCAACUGCAUGCUAAAUCUCCCCCACUUCAGCUAUCGGGCACCCGAUUCGGUCGCUUCGUUUUUAUCCGGAUCCAAGACCUUGAACCCGAGAUUGAUCACUCUCGUCGAAGAAGAGGUGGCUCCCACCGGGGACGGAGGGUUCGUGGCGCGUUUCAUGGACUCGCUCUACCAUUACUCGGCCGUUUACGAUUCGCUCGAAGCCGGGUUUCCAAUGCAGAAUCGGGCUCGGGCUUUGGUGGAGAGGGUGUUUUUGGGCCCCCGAAUAGCCGGGUCGUUGGCCCGGAUUUACCGUACUCAUGGCGAGGAAGGUAGCCCUUGGGGGGAGUGGUUGAGUGGGCUCGGGUUUAGAGCUGUACCAAUUAGCUACGCCAAUCAGGUUCAAGCAAAGCUUUUGUUGGGUAUAUUCAACGAUGGGUACAGGGUGGAGGAGCUGGCUAACAACAGACUCGUUUUAGGGUGGAAAUCACGGCGUUUGCUAUCGGCUUCUGUUUGGACGUCGUCAUCUUUAGACUCAGAUUUGUAGAUUGGCAUCUUUUACUUCCGUUAUUUGCUAUUUUGUCCCCACUUUCUUCUCAAAUAUUCCUCUAUCCCACUCCCAAAAUAUUGUCUUAUAUUUUAAACCCCUCGACCAGAUUUUGCCAUUUGGACGAAGCCAAAGACUGUAACCAAAAACAGUUUUGUUGAUUUGGUUCCAAGCUAAUGCAGCUUCACAAUUUUUGGGCA